Messenger RNA from Thlaspi arvense, 863 nucleotides. The record is from the annotation of a GenBank genome assembly. NCBI's taxonomy places the organism in Eukaryota, Viridiplantae, Streptophyta, Magnoliopsida, Brassicales, Brassicaceae.
AUGGAGGAGGCUAAAGAGUUAUACAAAUUACAAAGAGAAGAAAGAAAGAGUCAGAGAAAGGUAGGUUUUAAAAGAGAAAUACUUGAAAAUCCGGGGCCAAAAGGUAAAAGAGAACCCAUGAAGGAAUCCUCUCUCAAGCGUAAGGCCGAGUCCGACCCGGCGGAGGAGACGGAAGAGAGCGGCGAUGAGAUGGAUGACGUUGAUAAUAGGCCGCCGUGGUGGAACCCCCCUGAAUGGGGUUAUGACAGCUACGACGAGGCCGAGUAUCAUUCUGAAGAGAGGACUUUAUUUGACGAUCCAGAGCGUGAAAGAGAAUGGUGCCGCUGUAAACACCAGCUCUUCGACAGUAAGGGGUUUUACGUGGAGCCAGCGCUUAUGCAAGUAUGCAGAAACUCACGAGUCAUACCAGUCACUGAUUUUGAAGCCAAGGCAGGUCACGGUCAAACCAACCGCGAGUUAUUUACAGAUAUGGUUAGCGUCUGCCUCCAGAGAUACAACCAAGAGAAGGGAUUGAAUGUGGAGUUUGUGGAAGUGGUGAGAGCUCUGUAUUCAAGAGGACCUAGAUGGCAGUCGUAUAUUACCUUUCAGGCACGGGAGAAACCUGAUGGCCCUCUUGUCCCUUACCAGGCUAAGGUCUUGUCUGGCUUUUCUAAAGGCCAGCACUUUCCCAUCCUAUGUAGACCCGAAAAGCCGUCCUGUUGGUUUGGUGUAUGCAUGCAGGGGAUGCAUAUGAUGAUGGAGUUUGUUAAAGUUCAUCCAAUCGUUCGUUAAAUUAUCUAGGGGCUGUGUAAUAAUCUAGAAUACUCGGUCUCGGUUGUUUAUGUUCUUUAUAUUUAUAGACCUAAUUAAGUGUUUGUGAUCUA